Salpingoeca rosetta is the source of this 2505-nucleotide messenger RNA. RefSeq lists its product as uncharacterized. Gene Ontology annotation, cellular component: endoplasmic reticulum. Gene Ontology annotation, molecular function: protein binding; mannosyltransferase activity. The transcript has 19 exons. The record is from RefSeq and is a predicted model, not a curated record. Lineage: Eukaryota; Choanoflagellata; Craspedida; Salpingoecidae. Gene Ontology annotation, biological process: endoplasmic reticulum unfolded protein response; protein O-linked glycosylation via mannose. The coding region runs from base 21 to 2369 and encodes 782 amino acids.
UGCUGUUUUACAACAAGAACAUGGCUGGUGGGAGGACAGCGGCUGCUAGCGGCGGCGAUGAUGCUGGCAAAGCACACCAUCAACAUCAACCACCACGGGCGUCGUCCUCGAGCAUGGCGGCUCCAACAAGCACGUCCUCAUUGCUGCUGGCAUUCGCUUGCACGCUUGUGGUGACGGCGGUCGCGUACUCAAACAGCUACCAUGGCAAAUUCGUGUUUGACGACCUCCCAGCCAUCCAGCAGAAUGCUGAUGUGGACUCUUCCAAGACAUCAGUGCUGGAUGUGUUUAACGACAACUUUUGGGGCGAGAGGAUGGACGCGCACGACGCCCAACACGAGUCCUAUCGGCCGUUGACCACCCUCACCUUCCGCUGGGGACACGACAUCCACGGCAUGAACGAAACUGGUUUUCACAUCACCAACGUGGCCAUGCACACCAUUGCCAGCUGCUUGGUGGUGGUCAUGACACCUCUUGUGAUUGACGCACCGACAACACCCGAGCUUGUGCUCGUCGGCAGUCUCUUUGCAGCCCACCCCAUUCACACCGAGGCGGUGACCGGUCUUGUUGGCCGGGCUGAGCUGCUCUCUGCCAUCUUCUUCAUCGCUUCGUUUCUCGCUUACACCAGAGCAAGCAAGUAUGUUGGUGACAUCAAGGCAGCGGCAACAUGGGUUGCCAUCUCCGUCGCCCUCGCAACAGCUGCCAUGCUCUCAAAGGAACAAGGUGUCACUGUGGUUGGUGUCUGCCUCGCAUAUGAGCUCUUGGUCAACUGCAACCUCAAUCCCAUCGCCCUCCUGCUCCGUGCUCGGUCUGCAAAGGGGACAAAACGUCCGGGCGGAGGUCGGCGCCCAAAAGUGGCCGUCAGUGGCCCUUCGCAGCAGCAGAAGAAGGACAGGAGCAGUCCAUGGAUUACAGUGUCCACCGGUGCCGUUGUGCGCCUGCUGCUUCUGCUCGUCCUCUCCGCUAUCGUCAUGAAAUACCGCGUCUCUCUCAACAAAGUCCACAUCAAGGUGGAUGAGAAGACCAAUCCUGCCAACCACAUGGAGAGCUUUGUGUUCCGCUCUCUCACCAAAAACCUCUAUGUCACGCUGCACGCCUGGCUGCUCAUCUUCCCGCUCUGGCUCUGCUGCGACUGGUCGGCCGGCGCCGUUCCGAGUGUUACAUCUGCAUCGGAUCCCCGUAUUGUUUACAUCCUCCUGUUCUACCUCGCGUUGGCCGCAGUCAUCCUCGCUGCCCUUCGCGCACGCAGUCUACCUAAGACCGGAGACCAGCCCCUCUGGGACAACAUGACUCUCGAUGUGCACUCAGACACUAUCGUCGUCCGGCAAAAUACGAACGCGGACCCUUUAUCAGUCCAUCUGAUCACGGACAAGCCCUACAUUGGCUUCUGCCUGCUGCUCAUCAUUGGAGCACGAGUGCUUGCAGGCAACCGACCGCUCCAUUGGCGCUCAUACGCUGCGGCGCUUCUCGCCCUCGUUGUUGCUGCGUAUUCAUUCCGCACACACACCCGCAACGAGGAUUGGAAAGAUGAACUGUCGUUGUACCGAUCGGGUUUGAUUGCUGCGCCAACAAACGCAAAGUUGCAUCACAACGCCGCAUACUACAUGUCUGGCGAGGAACAAGAACACCAUUUCCGUGAAGCAAUCCGACUCUAUCCGCCUUACGUCUCCGCAUACAUCAAUCUCGGGGUCAAUUUGGCAAAGGCUGGGCGGAUUGAUGAAGCCAUUGAGACGUACAGGAGCGGGCUGGCGAUGCACUACAAGCAUCCAAUCUACUCGACCGAUGUCGGCGUCAUCCACCGCAACCUCGGAUAUGCGUACAUGCGCAAAGGCAAUCUCAACGCCGCCCUCGAGCAAUUCAAGGCGUGUUUGCAUGUGCGCACGGAUCGCACGCGCUGCCACCAAAUGGUGCAGCACCUCGAGCAGCAGAUUGCACAGCAGCAGCAACAACAACAACAGCAGCAGCAGCACAGCGGCAGCAGCAAGGGGCGGGGUAGCGAGUCUCGCAGUGGCGGCGAUGAUGGCGGUGACAGCCAGUUUCGCGAGAAGGUGGAGCAUGUUGGAGGAGAGAGGCUGGCGCGGCUGCGAAGGGAAAAGAGCGGCACAAUGGUGAUGUUCUAUGCACCGUGGUGCAACCAUUGCCGUGCCAUGCACACCGAUUACAUUAAGGCAAAGGGGCGCUUGAAUUCGCCGGUUGUUGCUGUGGACUGCACACAACAAGAGGAGCUUUGCAAGGACCAGGGCGUCACAGGAUACCCAACUCUCAGGUUGCUCGGGGAGACACGACAGGAGGAUGUGGAGUACACGGGUAACCGCGAGGCAGACGACGUGGUUGCGUUUGUUAUCGACAAGACCCGGCGCAACCGCAACUGACCCAACACGCAGUGCAGUGCUUCUACAUCCAUGGUUUGGGCAAGGGACAAGAAGGGGCGGGUGUAAUGAGGUAACGGGGCGACGAGCGAACACAUUAUCGAAGCAGUAAACACCCAGCAAGGUGUGCUGUGUAAAG